Messenger RNA from Abrus precatorius (Indian licorice), 1515 nucleotides. Its product is annotated as bZIP transcription factor 53. Gene Ontology annotation, cellular component: nucleus. NCBI's taxonomy places the organism in Eukaryota, Viridiplantae, Streptophyta, Magnoliopsida, Fabales, Fabaceae. The transcript has a single exon. Bases 534 to 965 code for a protein of 143 amino acids. Gene Ontology annotation, molecular function: transcription cis-regulatory region binding; DNA-binding transcription factor activity. Gene Ontology annotation, biological process: positive regulation of DNA-templated transcription. The record is from RefSeq and is a predicted model, not a curated record.
CCCUUUUUCUAUAAAAGCUAACCUCAUCCCCUUUUCUCACCUUCUUUCCCACAACCCUUUUCACACUCGCUUCAAUUCUCUCCUCAUUUCCUUCUCAACAAUCCCCCCCUCUCUUUCUCCUCCAAAGUAUUUCCCAUUCUCUUCUUCAGUAGUUGCUUCCUUUAUCUCUCGAAAAAACUUGGCCUCUCAGAAUCAGAUCUGCUUCAGAUCUAGGGUUUUCCGGGCCCUUCUCUCUUUCCGAUUGGGUUUGAUUCUUUGCAUGAGAACAUAGGGUUUUUGAAAAAUACAAUGUUUUUCGAAAUUAUAUGACACACGCUAUCCCCAUGCGUCGAAUUCGCCUGCUGCACUCGUUCUCCGUCGUGUUUCUCUACUGGUUCUACGUUUUCUCAUGAACUUCCUCUCAAUUCCUUGACAUCCUCGUAGUAGUUCAUCGUUGUUUUUAUUGUUCCAAUAAUUAGAUCUGCAAGUGUUAUCUCCGUUAGUUUUUAUUUUCAAUUUGCUCUGUUUUUAAAUCAAUUCACCAAGGGAAAUCAAUGUCUUCCGUUCAACGUUCGGCGAGUUCGGGAUCCGAAGGCGGAGAUCCGCAAAUCGACGAGAGGAAGAGGAAGAGGAUGCUGUCUAACCGUGAAUCUGCGAGGCGAUCGCGGAUGAGGAAGCAGAAACAGCUGGAGGAUCUGACCGAUGAAGUCAGCAAAUUGCAAGGUUCGAACAAGAAGCUUGUAGAGAGCAUUAAGGCCAAGGAAGAAGCAUGCGUUGAGACCGAAGCUGCUAACAGCAUCCUUAGGGCUCAAACAAUGGAACUAACCGAUCGAUUGCGGUUUCUGAACUCUAUCCUUGAGAUUGCUGAAGAGGUCAGCGGGUUCUCCGUUGAGAUUCCAGAAAUUCCAGAUCCUCUUCUUAAACCGUGGCAGAUUCCUCAUCCAACUCAACCGAUUGUGGCGUCGGCGAACAUGUUUCUGCGUUGAUCCUUUCUUUGUUUUAGUGUUGAGUCGCUCUUGCUCUUGGUGGAUAUUAGUAGUUUAAUUAGGAUUAUUUAUUUUAGUAAUCUGUAUUAGUGUUUGUAAUAGUGAUGUCAUCUGUGUCUAAAUAAUGUGGCCUGCAAUGGCCUCUCGACUUAUUGGAGGGAUAUGAGAUGAAGGCUGUGCAUUACUGGCGUUGUCCCUUCUUGUGACUUGUAAGCAUUGUUAAUGUUGGAUGUUGCUUUCUGUUUAUAAAAGUAUUUGUCAUUAUUCUAAGCAUUGCAGGAAAGGAGUGCAAUGUUGCAGGCUUAUUUUCAGUAAUUAGUUUUUAAGUUUAUGUUUUUAAUGGAUGAUUAAGAGCGUGUUUGGAACACAUCAAUUUUUAAAGUGAUUUUUUUACCGUGGAAGUUCUGUAACUUCUAGUGAAGUUUGGACCAAUGUAUCUUAGUGUUUACGUGCAAGUUGACAAUUUAGUUUUUUUGUGUCUAACUUUUUUCCGGUUAACUUGUAAUUAUUUUGCGUAAUGAAGUUGAAGGGGAAAUUACUGUGAAAAAAA